UUUCUUCGGCAUUCGUAGUGAUUACCUCUUGCAGUGCUGUUCUCUACCUGUAUACUUGUGCGUCGCCGAAAUUGUAACUUCCGAAAAAUGUACAGACAAGCUGUAGGAUGGAUGCUGUUCGCACUGUUGACGAGUAGCCUUACCAUCCAUACAUUCGCCUACCCUAAUCAACACGAAUUUGUACCCGCACGAACUCCACAACUACCCUCUGAACGCAUCGAACGAAAAUUUGCGGAGAAACCGAACGCUAUCAAGAAAGUAUCGCUAGACAACUUAUCCGACCUUGAGACGAACAGCAUAGAAGACAGUAGUAGCUCGCAAAAUGGAUUUUCAUGGUCCAAUCUUUUAGGAGUCAUUAUGCACAUGCUCUUUACUCCUGGAACUCCAACUGGGCCGAACAAGUCGGAAAGCUUGGACGAUAGCGUCGCCCCAUCGCCUUGGGCCAACCUGUUAUCAGUUGGAUUGAAAAUCCUCACCGCAUUUUUGGGCGGAGGACCUGUAGGAGGUGAUGGUAUUGAUAAAGUUGAUAACGGUUCAUCUCCAUUACAAGAAAUUUUAGCGGCGAUUCUUCCUUCCUUCCUGGGCACAAGCGAUCGGGAGCAAGUUAACACAAUUGCUAAGCAAGCAGGGGAGUUCCUUAACAUCAUUAUGAACCUAUUGGAAGCGCUCAAGACAUCUUUCUCGCAUCGCUCCAUCGCCGCUCGCAGCGUCGGAAGGAAGGAUUCAAUCAGCGACGCCGCGGUCGCCGGGAUUAGUCUAAUGAAGGGCUACGUAAGAUCGUUAGGAACGAGCGAGGAAUCCUGUAUGCAGAAAUACGUAUGCGACGCUAACAGGGAGUGCAGUAGCGACGUCGGACAGACUUCAAUUUUCUGUCACCUUGGAACUUAUGCUGUUAGUUUCGUAAUGGAGCGAUCGACGGGAAGCAGUUUUGACGUUUUGUAUGAAGCGGGAAGAAGAGGUCGAUCUGGCGAUAACUGUCAACAAGCUUUCUUAGAGUGCAACGAAGUAUGAUAGGUGACAAUUUUUCUUAACGGAUCGUGAGUUGUACUAGACAGUAUUAGUCGCUGAUUUUUAAAUUCGUUUCCAAAUUUUUCUAGUUAGAUAUUUAAUACAGGCUGAAAUUCAUCGCUCAGGUUCGAAACAACUUUGAAUAGUUACAUAAGAUCACUUAUUUAUAGAUUCUGGAAAGACUUAUUGUCAAAUGUAAUUGUUAUAACACGUUGCGUAUGUACAAAUGUGUGAAUGAAUGCGAAUGCAGUGUAGAUUUACGUUAAAGAAAUUACUUAUUGCAAAAUGGGAAAUGCGAAAUGCACAGUUUAAAUUUUGUGUUCACCAAUUUGGAUUUGCUUCAUUGUAGUAGACGUAAAACCGAGGAAGAUAUUGAAGUUAGUUGUUAAUGUUUGUAGUUGUAUUUUAAAUUAUUUAAUUUAAAUAUAAAAAUUAAAAGUC
Photinus pyralis (common eastern firefly) is the source of this 1449-nucleotide messenger RNA. RefSeq lists its product as uncharacterized. The transcript has 6 exons. The record is from RefSeq and is a predicted model, not a curated record. Bases 88 to 1011 code for a protein of 307 amino acids. NCBI's taxonomy places the organism in Eukaryota, Metazoa, Arthropoda, Insecta, Coleoptera, Lampyridae.